GUGAACCAAGAGUGAAGUGUGUGUCGUUGAGUCAAUAGGCAGAUGUUCACCCGUGGUGCUGAAGGGAUAGCUCAUCACCACCAGCAUCACUCCUCACAGUCUGGCGCAAUGAAACAGUCCGGUGCUCCCUCAUCACAAUCACUCCUCAAAGUUUGCUGCUCGUUUUAUUCGCUCCGAUCAUGAAGAGGCAAAACAUCAGGACCCUCGUGUUGAUCAUAUGCACUUUCACCUAUCUGCUCGUCGGGGCGGCCGUCUUUGACGCUCUCGAGUCGAAGAUGGAGAUCGCCCAGAAGAAGACCCUGGACGAUCGGAAACAAGAGCUGAUGGACAAAUACAACUUGAGCAAAGUCAAUUUCGAGGAGCUGGAGAGGGUCGUGCUGCAACUGAAGCCGCACAAGGCUGGAGUCCAGUGGAGAUUCGCGGGCUCCUUUUAUUUCGCCAUCACUGUCAUAACCACCAUAGGAUAUGGCCAUGCGGCCCCUAGUACCGAUGGAGGCAAGGUGUUCUGCAUGUUCUACGCCCUCCUAGGGAUCCCUCUCACCCUGGUGAUGUUUCAGAGCCUGGGCGAACGCAUCAACACCUUCGUAAAGUACCUGCUGCACCGUCUAAAAAAGUUUCUCGGCCUUCGGCACACCGAGGUCUCCAUGGCCAACAUGGUGUGCAUCGGCCUGAUCUCCUGCAUGAGCACGCUGUGCGUGGGAGCGACGGCUUUCUCACGCUACGAAGACUGGAGCUUCUUUCACGCGUACUAUUACUGCUUCAUAACGCUCACCACCAUAGGUUUCGGGGACUAUGUGGCCCUGCAGAAGGACAAUGCUCUGCAGACCAACCCCCAGUACGUAGCCUUCAGCUUCAUGUACAUCCUGACCGGCCUUACGGUCAUAGGCGCCUUCCUGAACCUCGUGGUGCUCCGCUUCAUGACCAUGAACGCUGAAGAUGAGAGGCGUGAUGCAGAGCAGCGCACGCUGCUGUACCGCGGCAAUAAGGCUGGCGGCGCAGGAAGCAACCACUGCAUGGCCGACCCACCGUCCUCUUCUGCGGGUCACGGAGGAGGGUCGGGGAAAGGGUUGUGUAACGUCUACGCAGAAGUGCUGCAUUUUCAAUCCAUGUGCUCGUGUCUUUGGUACAAAAGUCAGGAGAAGAUGCGCUAUUCCAUUCCCAUGAUCAUCUCUCACGAUCUAUCCACGUCGGACACCUACAUGGAGCACAGCGAGACCUCGGACGUCCUGCACUCCAACGGCUGCGUUUGCAGUGCCUUGCAGGAGCACUCCGCAGCUAGUUCGGUGUACGCCGGCCUGCUCAGCCCGGCGCAUUACCAAAGACUCUCCAAACGUCGCAGCUCCAUCUAGCCCCCCGGAGGACGUAUUGCAUGUGAAACUCUUUCGCCUUACGAAACCAACCGCUGUUAUAUUUGGGGUUGAAAUACUGCUGCUUCCGAGGUUUGGUUCCUCUUUCAGUCAAAUAUAUCUGAUGUAGUUAUGUACUGGGGAAGGCGGUAUGUAAGCAGGUGCUUCUUGUGGAGGAGAGAUGAGGAGCAGUGUGCAAUAAAAACACACCAAAAACCUGUAUUUUGUAAAGUAUGCAUUGAGGUUUUGGGGAAAACACGAACUCUCUUUUAAAAGCAAAUGGAGACUCAGAGAUCCAAAUCUUGUCUGGUUUUGAUUUGGAUAGAUAGAUUACUCCAUCACCCUGUCACGGGUGAGUACUGUCUCUAUGCUGUGAUGUCACAGCAUCAUUAGUAAGAAUUUGCGGAGAAACUAUUUUAAGUUAUAAAAUAUGAAUACUUUGUAUAGUAAUAGUAAUAAUAUAAAAUAGUCAUAAACAAGAAUAAUACUAACAUAUUUUGUGUUUACUUACUCACGUUCACCAUGGAAAUUUAAUCUAUUAUUCAAAUUUAUUUUUUCUCGAUGGAAUUUCAUUUCUGCCACAUAAGAAAAAAAAUCAUGCUUUGGUAAAUCAUAAUUAUGAUAUAAAUCGAAAUUAUGACUUUUAAUCUCAUAAUUAUGAUUUAUCAGAUAAUUUUUUUUCUUAUGUGGCGGAAAUAGGCUUCCAUAUUCCUCUCUUUAAUCAACACAUUGUUUUUUUCUCUGUUGGAAUUCAAACUAUUGUUUGCGUUGUUUUCAAAAUCUUUUAUUAUUGUAACAUUUUAGUUUUAGUGGCCUGAUUUCAGGCUCAUUUUUAAACAGUAGAAGAUUAUACUGUACUUGCACUUUAGGUCAAACUGUUAGUUUCAGGGCUGUAACCAGGAGCGCACAGAUAACCUCUUCCAGUGAAUAUGAAAUCAAAAUAGACUUUAAUUUCUAAAUACACAACAUGUGCAUGAUUCAUUACUGCACGUCAUUCCAAGGAAGAAUAAACAUUUGUAAUCUACCAUCAAAAUACAAUUAUUGCUUCACCUCUGGAACAACAGUCCUUGUGAACUGAUGUCACUGAACCACACAGGCUAUUGGUUAAUGUUAACCAAUAUUCAGACAGCUAUUUAAUCAUUGUAGGUCAUUGUUGUAACCGUCCAAUAAUGUUGGUUAGAGUUAACGUCAUAAAGGUCACAGCAAUAAUAUCAAACAACGGCUGGGAUGUGGUCAACUCUCCACAUCUCCAUGGCUGCAUCUGAAACCUCAUACUUUUCUAGUAUAUAGUAGGCGGGAAACAGAAUGUGACGAAAGAAGUAUGUCCAAUUUCACAUAAAAGAACCUGGAUGACCUACUUCUUCCAGUUGGAUUCUGAAGUGUCAAUGGACUCUUUACUAUCCCAUGAUAGUGGAUUUGUGAACGGAGAUGACAAGACACAACUUAUGCUGGAUGCUAUUCACAUGACAACGACAACAUGGCGAAUGUAGUUCGACUGGAUUUCCUUCAUACUACUGUAUAUAAAACAUACUUUUUUGAGCUUGUUAAGUAUUUACUUAGUCAAAAUAAGUCAAGAGAGUAUGUGAUUUUGGACACAGUUCAUGUGUAUCUCUGUUAAAGGGAUAGUUCUCCCAAUAAUAAAAAAUCCUGUCAUUAUUUUCUCACCCUUAUCUUUUUUAACCUUGUAUAAAUUGAUUUGUUCUGCUGAACAACAUGAGGGUAAGUAAAUGAUUACAGAAUUUUUAUUUUUGAGUGAAGUAUUCUUUUAAAACACCGUCAGAAAAAAGUACAAAACUGUAAAUUUUUUGUCACUGGGGUGGUACCCUCAAAGGUUCAUUUUUGUUCCUUUAUAGGUAUACAACACAUUGAAAUGUUGUACCUUUUUGUGGUAUAUAAAGGUACAGUAAUGUACCCAAAAAGGUACAACAUUGUAUUAUUUUUAGUAUACUUGUAAAGGUACAAAACUGAAGCUUAGGGUACCACCCCCAGCGACAGAACAGGUACGGUUUGUUCCUUUUUCCUGACAGUUUGUUUAUGGGUGCCUUCAGUGCUUCAGUAGAGAAAUCUGGCUACAUUAUGGUAUGGAAACUCACUUUUUACCAGCCAGUCAAUAACCAGUGAAUAGAAGUAUAGAAAUAAUGUUGCAAAUAUAGACUUUACUGUAAUUGAAAUGCAAUAGUGAUAUAGAUUUUUUUCUCAAGUACACAAAAUUUGUAACCUUGUAUAAUUAUUGCAGAUUUGAAGAUGUUGAUAUCUGAAGUUUGACUAAAAUUGAACAAGUUUUAAAUUUACUAAUUUAAUGUAUCGGGGCCAAUUUAUGCUACUCCAUCAUUCCAGUUUUUCAAUAUUUUACUAUGUUCUUACUAGAGCCCAACCGAUAAAGGAUUUUGAAGGCCGAUACAAAUGUUUGUUGGUUUUAAAAUCCGAUAUUUCGAUAUAUCGGCCGAUAUUUUUCAGAAACGCGCAACAAAACAUUGACAGAUUUCCCUAACAUUAGUUAUUUGUAGUUAUUUAUGAGUUUUAACUAAAAUAAUAUGAUAAUGCAUUUUUAAAAGAAACUUGUUUCUUUUAUUGUCUCGUGACCAACUCACCAUGAACUCACUUAACCGUUGUUCUUUCUGCCCGACUCUGGCUGGAUCAGCAGGUUGCAGGAUAUGUGACGCGUUAUACACGAGUGUUGCCAACAGGGAGGUUGUAGAGUGCCCUCUGGUGGACAAACUAUACAACAGCAACACUCAUGACAUGGUUGAAAGCUGUUUCGUCCAUUUUUUAAUACUCAUUUAUCGGCCAUUAUGAAUGCCGAUAACGAUAGUUUGGAAAAUACCUAAUAUCGGCCGAUAUUAUCGGCCUGCCGAUAUAUCGGUCGGGCUCUAGUUCUUACCUCAACUUAGAUGAAUUAAUACAUACCUAUCUUUUUUCAAUGCAUGCACUUUUAAUCUUUGUAUAGCGUGUCGUGAAUGUGUUAGCAUUUAGCCUAGCCCCAUUCAUUCCUUAGGAUCGAAACAGGAAUGAAUUUAGAAGCAACCAAACACUUCCAUGUUUUCCCUAUUUAAAGACUUUUACAUGAGUAGUUAUGGUGGCACAAAAUGAAACUUUUGUUUGGAGCCAUAGGAAUGAAUGGGGCUAGGCUUAAAGGGAUACUCCAUCGUUUUGUCAUAUUAAACUAUGUUAUUACCUUAACUAAGAAGAGUUGACACAUACCUCUAUCAUCUUAGUGCGUGCACUGAAGCGCCGUGGCGAGCGGCGACACUUUGAUAGCACUUAGCUUAGCCCAGUUCAUUCAAUGGUACCAAACAGAGAUGAAGUUAGAAAUGACCAAACACAUCAACGUUUCCCUAUUUAAAACGAGUAGUUAUAUGACCAAAUAUGCUGGCACAAAAUAAAACGUGGCGCUUUUGUAAGCGGGUUAAAAAGGGUAACUAUAAUGUAUGGGGGAAUAGCACUUUUGGGAGUACUUCGACUCGGCACAGUUAAUGCUAACACAUUCACGAUGCCCUAUACAAAGAUUAAAAGUGCACGCAUUGAAAAAAAGAUAGGUAUGUAUUAAUUCAUCUAAAUUGAGGUAAGAACAUAGUAAAAUAUUGAAAAACAGUGGUAUUUUCUUUUAAGGGCCACAUUAAAAUCAAAUGUUGCACUUAAAUUCUUAAGUAUGAAUAAUUUAUUUCAACUUUAUUUUAUAAGUUACAACUACUCAUCACAACUAAAGAUAAAAAAUUAAAUGACUUGUAAAUCCAAGUUGAUUAUACAUAAAAAUUUCAGUGCAAUUUUUUUUACGGGAAACAAAAUUUCCGUAAAUGCUAAUUCAUAAAUAUCACUGUUUUUAAAAACUGGAUGACGUUAUAUGCAAGGUAGAUUUUGUUGAACUCUGAUAUUGUUGAAUUGUAUUACAACUUUUCAUGCACUUGCCAUUUUAAUCUAACUACAUAAGUGAAAAGUCUGCUUACUCUUCAAAGACAUUGAAAUGUCUAAAUAUUUCCUAAUAUCUAUAUUCAUGUCCUGUCAAGGAUAUGAUCAAGAUAUCCAAAGUGAUAUUUGGCGACGCAAAAUGAAUGAAAUAAAAUGUGCAUAUACUGUAG
This is a messenger RNA of Paramisgurnus dabryanus, 5422 nucleotides long. It is a transcript of the gene kcnk3a, whose product is annotated as potassium channel, subfamily K, member 3a. Gene Ontology annotation, molecular function: open rectifier potassium channel activity; outward rectifier potassium channel activity; potassium ion leak channel activity. The record is from RefSeq and is a predicted model, not a curated record. Gene Ontology annotation, biological process: potassium ion transmembrane transport; stabilization of membrane potential. Gene Ontology annotation, cellular component: plasma membrane. Lineage: Eukaryota; Metazoa; Chordata; Actinopteri; Cypriniformes; Cobitidae.